Oreochromis niloticus (Nile tilapia) is the source of this 1416-nucleotide messenger RNA. Its product is annotated as E3 ubiquitin-protein ligase ARIH2-like. The record is from RefSeq and is a predicted model, not a curated record. The coding region runs from base 65 to 1027 and encodes 320 amino acids. NCBI's taxonomy places the organism in Eukaryota, Metazoa, Chordata, Actinopteri, Cichliformes, Cichlidae. The transcript has 5 exons.
AUUCACAGCAGACCAAAGCGACUCUCAGUCCAUCGCUGAACAGAGACAGUAAAAUCCAAGCCAGAUGUGCAACCGGGCCACACGUGAGCAUUCACGUUACCGAGAUUUUUGUCCGAGACGUAGUUUUGCUUCGUCCAUCAACGUGCCAGAUGACUGUCACCCGUACACGGAGUUUCUCGAGGACACAGCAUCCCCGCGUUCGCAACACAGCGUGCCAACAAAACAGGACAAGUGUUACGACCCUCACGACAAGACACUUACGUUUGUCGAUGGAGAAGAUGAUUUGGACUUUUUGUGUGAAGGCUUCAUAUCUCGCAGAGCUCAGAUGUCCUGUGGUCACGCUGUGACCCCGACCUCUCUCACCAACUGGUGUCGCAGGUUGUUGGACCAGGGUGAAAGCAGGUUUGUGUGUGGUGGGUCUGGUUGUAGUGCUGAGUGGACCUUUGCAGAAGUUUGUAAAAUGGCUCUUCUGGACUCUGAAGAAAAAAAGUACUUCAGAAAAACCCUGGAAUUUAACAUUGCCAGGCAGAAACUUACUACUAAGUUGUGUCCUGAAUGCAGAUCCACUGUGACGAGAGAGAAUGAAUCAAAUUUGAAUGUCCUCUGUAAAGAGUGCACAGCAGUAAAAGGACGGCUGUUUGAGUUCUGCUGGCAGUGUUUGAGGGAGUGGAAGGGUCCACGGCCUCGGAAAGACCGCUGUGAAAAUGAUGACUGCUGUAACGAGUCACUAGAAACACUAAAGAAAUGCCCAGAUAUGACGUUUCAUGGGUAUGAGUAUGAGUAUGGGUUUCAGUAUUUGUAUGGGUUUCAGCAUGAGUAUGGAGUCCGUGUGUGUCCCUCAGUGCGUGCCUGUCCCACCUGUGGUUUGCUGUUGCAGCACAGCAAGAAGGGUUGCCCAUCAGUUGUUUGCUCUCGAUGUGAUGGGAGAUUUUGUUUUGUGUGUCUGAAGCACUCUAGUACACAUUAUAGUAUCAGGUGCACUCCUGCCCCCAGGCAGACCUCUAUACCUGUUUGGAAGAACAAAUAAUGGCAAAGACACAAGGCUGAUACGUUUCACUUUCUUUGUAUUGAGAGCGUCUUUUCUAAAUGUAAAUGUCAGCAUGCUGUGUUUUAAAUUCUCUGCUUUAAUAACAUCACUUUAUGAAUAAAAAAUUGUGUUUUAUUAGUGAGCUGUCAUGUCUGAAGUCCAAUGAUAAAUCUGCAUAAAUAAAAGGUAAUUCAUUAAAAAAAAAACUUUAGAAUGAGGUUAAACAUUCUGUGUGUGCACAUGCUGUCCUCUGGUUAGUUACAUAUAUAACACAUGUUGUCUCCUUAUCCUUGUUUGUAUUUCAAGUUACAUGGUGAUGAAUUCUUUAGAGCAAAGGUUUCUUUUAGAAAAAGUUAGUUAAGUUUAAUCAACGUCACUACUUAAACACU